Molecule: messenger RNA, 3977 nt
Organism: Hyalella azteca
Lineage: Eukaryota; Metazoa; Arthropoda; Malacostraca; Amphipoda; Hyalellidae
Product: oxysterol-binding protein-related protein 9
Exons: 20
Coding region: 29-2455 (808 amino acids)
Cellular component (GO): intracellular membrane-bounded organelle; membrane; cytosol
Molecular function (GO): sterol binding
Source: RefSeq, a predicted model, not a curated record
UCUUUCUGUUUUCUAUCAAAGACCAGAAAUGGAAGGCCCUUUAAGCAAGUGGACAAAUGUCAUGAAAGGGUGGCAAUAUCGUUGGUUUGUUUUGGAUGAUAGUGCUGGACUUUUGUCUUAUUACACGUCAAAGGACAAGAUGGUGCGAGGUGCUCGUCGAGGCUGUGUUCGUUUACGUAAUGCAGUUGUUGGCAUUGACGAUGAUGAUGACAGUACCUUCACCAUCACAGUUGAUGCUAAAACUUUCCACUUCCAGGCUCAUGACCGGGACGAGAGGGAGACCUGGAUAAGGGCUCUAGAGGACACCAUCCUACGUCAUGCACUAGCCAUGACCAAACGUUGGGACCCCUCGCGCCCGCCUCCCACCAUGGCAGAUUUUGACAAGAAGCUCACAGAGAGCGACGCCUACCUGCAGCUGCUCAUUGACCAGGCUCGUCAGCUCGAGCGCCACCAGCCCAGUGAUGAAGAGGAGCGUCGCCGCUGCCUGCUGGUGCUGGACAAACUCAACACGCUCCUGGAGACUGUCAAGCACGCCAUCGUCUUGCUGCAGAUCGCCAAGAACACAGCGUUCCCUGCCAACGACGUGUACCAGCCCUGCAACGCCCCCAGCAGCAGAAGCCUCCCUGCCCCUGCUGCUGACCUCAUCAGGAAGGCGGGCAGCAGCGGCAACGUCUGCAGCAGCGGCAACAGCAGUGAUGAUGGAGCUGUAGUCGUCAGGAGUGCCUCAACACGAUCGCGUUGUGGGGAAGGCAGCCGCGUCCUCCCCGCGGGACUCACGGCGUCCCCGACACAGCGGCGCCUCGCGCGCCCCGCCGCGCACGGCCGAGCGCCGCCGCCCGUCGCCGACGACGCUGACAGCGACGACCCCAUCAGCUUCAUGGCCGAGCAUGUCCUGACCGGCAUAGAGGUGGGGCGAGAGGUGCUGUGCAGCGCCUCUGUCAGCGCGCGCUGCAACCUCGACGACCUCACCUCCUCCAGGAGCCUCCCUGACGUGCCGGUGACUUCGUACUCAAGUUCUGAAGACGAAGACUUCUUCGACGCCGACGACUACACGCCUGCUGGGCCUAAGUUGUUCGACGGAGACUCGUGCAAAGAUGACGGUCACACAGACGGCUCGGCUGAGGGACUCCUGGCAGACUCUGCUCGCCGCGUCGACUCCUAUAACUCCACGGAGUCUUCCUCCUCUGCACGCGACAUGAAGAACUCCAGCGUCGUCUCCACACCCCCGCUGGCUGCUGCACCUCCUGCCUCCAACGCUGCAGGAGGUGUGGACUACGACGCCCUGUACGAUGAAGAUGAUGAGGACGAUCAGGUCUCCAUGGAGAGCCACGGCUUCAUUAUCCAACAUCUCAUCUCGCAGGUCAAGAUCGGCAUGGACCUGACCAAGGUUGUGCUGCCAACCUUCAUCCUCGAGCGGCGCUCCCUGCUGGAGAUGUACGCGGACUUCUUCGCCCACCCUGACCUCUUCUGCAGCAUCCCACACGGCAAGGACGCCAGGCAGCGCAUGGUGACGGUGCUGCGCUGGUAUCUCUCCGCCUUCCACGCCGGCCGCCGCAGCGAGGUGGCUAAGAAGCCCUACAACCCCAUCAUAGGGGAGGUCUUCAGAUGUCACUGGGACGUGCCAGGCGAGCAGAGCUGCGGCGGCAGGAGCGGACGCCCUGGGGACGAGCCUGGCAAGCCCCUCCGCUGGGUCAGAGACGACCAGCUCGCCUUCGUCGCCGAGCAGGUGUCGCACCACCCGCCCAUCUCUGCCUUCUAUGCGGAGAACAUCGCCAAGCGCAUCAGUUUCUGCGGACACAUUUGGACCAAGUCCAAGUUCCUGGGGCUGAGCGUGUGUGUCUACAACAUCGGCCAGGGCUGCGUCAGUGUCUUGGACCACGACGAGGAAUACAUAAUCAACUUCCCCAGCGGCUACGGCAGGUCCAUCCUGACGGUGCCGUGGGUGGAGCUUGGUGGCUCCUGCCAGAUCACCUGCAGCAAGACGGGCUACAACGCAAACGUUGAGUUCCUCACCAAGCCUUUCUAUGGAGGCAAGAAGCAUCGGGUGUCUGCGGAGGUUUUUAGUCCUGGUGAAAAGAAACCGUUUCUAACCGUGGACGGCGAGUGGAACGGAUCCAUGACUGCUAAAUGGUCUGAGGACGGCCGCACUGAGACCUUCAUAGACACGCGCUCGAUGGGCAUUGUGCGCAAGCAGGUGCGGCCCAUCGCCCAGCAGGAUCCCAACGAGAGCAGAGCGCUCUGGAAGGAGUGUACCGCGGGACUCAAGUAUAACAACAUUGAGGCGGCAACAGAGGCCAAGUCUGCGCUGGAGCAGAAGCAGCGUGAAGAAGCUAAGCAAAGAAAAGAAGCCGGCGAAGCCUGGCAAACCAAGCAGUUCUCUUUGCUCGGUGAGAACUGGGUUUACUACGCGCCUCUUGGCACCAGGAUGAGCUGCGGAGGUUCUGCGGCCAGCUAGGAUAUGACCCUACCUCCAGCUAGGAUAUGACCCUACCUCCAGCUUUGAUAUGAUUAUUACCACUUCUUCUCCUUGUCCGCGUAUUGCAUAGGUUCAGAUCUUGAGUUACGGGGUAGCAUAUGCUCUUCGUUUGCACAUCUCAUGAUCGAUAUCUUGAUCUGUAGGAUUUAAAAAUCGCUGUCGACAUCAUAUAGUUCGUCAGUUCAUACCAAGAACGCUUGUUGUAGAAAUAAUAAGUUAAUAAGAAAUAAGCGCUUAUACUUCCUGCAAUUUUUUGCAAAAGGAAGAAAUUCAUGGUGUCCCAUCUUAAAGACAUUGUUCUCGUGAAAGUUUGCUGUGCAACAUAAUUCCAUCAAUAAAGUGAUUCAUUGUUGGCUUUAUUGUUGGCUGUUGUUAACAAAAUGUUUGACUUCUCUGAAUGACGUGAUCAAACAGUGAGUGUUUCCAGUUACCUGGUUUCGAGUUACUUGCCAUGAUGAGAUUUUUUAAUCAAUAUUUCUUCUUAAGUUGGUCAGUGAGUAGCGCCGGUUAGAAGUGAAGGCGAGGGAGAGAAAACGGGUAUUGAAGCGAUAUAUCUCCAAAUGCUGCGGCCAUCGUUUCUACAAGUUACAAUUUAAACGGAACGCAAAGUGGUUAAGCCAAAAUCUAAACCAAGUGGCUACAUCAGAUGCUGUUUUAUGUUCAAAAUCCUGCUUCUGAAGUCAUCACGUCGCAUCUAGUCGCCACUUAAGGUUUCAGUUUUAUGAUCUCUUUGUAAGCGAAGUGAUGCCGUCUUAAAGACUGCAGUGCUCAUCUUAGCACGAUAUUUUCCAUGAGCUUUAUGUCGUUUAGUUUGUAAUCCACUGUUAUGAUAUUGAAAUAAUAUAAUGGUUUCAAAACUCGUAAUAACUAGAUUUACUUCUGCCGCUGACCAUUAUCAGUUACGGAACAGCGCCCUCGGUUGUAUCCUCAGCAAUAUUAAGUUACCGUCCAUUCUGGUAAGAAUUUUAUUUGUAGCAAAAAGGCCGAGAGAAAAAGUUGUUGUAAGCAACUAUCAAUUCGUAAACAAGUGAUGAAUAAUAUCUUAUUUCGAUAGUGCCUGAAUUAUAAAGGGAUUUGUCCUCAAACUUUCCUCAUUAUUUUUCAAAUCUCGUAAUUCUGAAAAGUCCUACUUUAAAUUAGGACGUGGAAAGUGAUUGACAGUGUUCGUGGUUUGUGAUUGUUUACAAAGUCCUCAGCGCGGAUUGGCACGGUCUUACUGUUCUCCUAAAAUAUCUGAUGACACUACCUAAAGAUAUUCAAAUUCAUCGUAUAGGUAACGGAUUUAUAGUGGCACAAGAAUCAAUGCAUACUUUUUUUUGCACGACUCCCAUGGACGCCGCUACAGUUUAUCUAAUUUCUGUGAAAAUCUCAGGGAUUCAGUCUUCACCGGAGAAUAAUUGUGCUCGGGGCUGUAUUUUGCUAUAACAAAUACAUAGGUGAAGGAUUUUACUCUACGACAUUCCUUUAAUUUAUCGGAUUUAUUUAUGUCCAUAAAGUGAGC